GUCGUCUUAUCGAGAUGCUGAAAUGUCAAAUCCAUCCGAAUCCAGUUAGUUACUGAUUUCUGGUCCCGAGAUUGAGCCGCGGUACUUUGUACUGUGUACCUAGAUGCUCUUUUUUUUCCCCCAAGAGAACCUCGAGGGGUCAACUUGGAAUUCAGUUUUCUCUCGAAGCCGACACAUCAUUAGUUCAGCGACGGAAUCCAGUCUCCAGGCACGAAGGCCCGGAUCAACCGACUGUCAAUCGGCCUCCAUCGCCGGCAGUCCAUGAGGGAAGACGGCAGGAUGGCAGCCUUCAACAGCAACGCGCUGAGCAAACUCUGCUCCGAGGACCAACUCGCCCUUCUCGAUUCGAUCGACCAGCUCCGCUUGCAAGGCAUCAACAAUUACGUCUCGCUGCCCCAGAUCAUCGUUUGCGGCGAUCAGUCGUCCGGCAAGAGUUCGGUUCUGGAAGCCAUCUCGGGCGUUUCGUUUCCGAUCAAAAGCAACUUGUGCACCCGAUUCCCCACGGAGCUGGUCCUGCGCAGGACUGCCCAUUUCAGCGCCCGCGUAUCCAUCAUUCCCCAUGAAUCCCGUUCAGAAUCCGAACAGAUCGCGCUCCGAAACUUCCACGAGGAACUGGCCGGCUUCGCCGAUCUUCCAAAGCUGAUUGAGAGCGCAAAGCUCGCCAUGGGCAUCACACCCCAUGGAAGGGCUUUCGCGCAAGACAUCCUCCGCGUUGAGGUCACCGGCCCAGACCGCCCUCACCUCACGAUUGUCGACCUCCCCGGCUUGAUCCACUCCGAGACCAAGACUCAGACAGUGUCUGACGUCGAGCUGAUCAAAGGUCUUGUCCAGUCCUACAUGAAGGAGGCAAGAUGCAUUAUCCUGGCCGUCGUGUCGGCGAAGAACGACUUUGCCAACCAGGUCGUCCUCAAGCUGGCUCGCGAAGCGGACCAGAGCGGCAACCGGACGCUGGGCGUCAUUACGAAGCCCGACACCUUGGUUCCCGGCGGCGAGAGCGAGGCUUUGUACGUGUCACUCGCCAGGAACCACCAGGUUGUAUUCCGCCACGGUUGGCAUGUUUUGAAGAACAUGGACUCGGAGAAAGGCUCAUGGUCUCUUGCGGAACGCGACGCCGAAGAAGCCGAAUUCUUCAGCUCUGGGGCGUGGGCCAGCCUGCCACCCUCGUCACUCGGUAUCGAAAAGCUUCGCAGCCGUCUCAGCAAAGUGCUCCUCGGGCAGAUAGCCUCCGAGCUUCCCAGCUUGAUGAGCGAGAUGGAAGAAAAGUCCAGAUCCACUCAAGUUCAACUUGAGGACCUUGGGGAUCCACGAGCCAACGCAACCGAGCAAAUGCGCUACUUGCUACACAUCAGCCAGGAAUUUCAAGCGCUCGUCUCGGCCGGCGUGGGCGGGCACUAUAUCAACAAUCGCUUCUUUGUGGACGCAAAGACUGAAGUUGGGUACCAGCAACGUCUACGGGCCAUCAUCCAAAAUCUCAAUGAAGACUUCGCAAAGGAGAUGUCCCGGGCCGGCCACUACCGGGAAAUCACAGAUGAGCCGUCUGCGGCCGGACCAUCGGGCGAAUCUUCCACUGCCAUCAAGAUUACGAGGAGUGAGUUCAUCACUCACAUCGAGCACCUCUUGCGCAGGACUCGAGGUCGCGAGUUGCCGGGGACCUUCAACCCGAUGAUUGUGGCGGAUCUAUUCAUCGAGCAGUCUCGGCCAUGGGAGGCCAUUGUUCGUCGUCACGUGGAGAAGGUGUGGAAAGCAGCUUCUCGCUUCGUCGAGUUGGUCGUGGCUCACUCGGCAGACCCAUUGGCGGCCAAGGCUCUGCAGAAUGAGGUUGUCAAACCGGCAAUGAGACGCAUCUUUGACGAGAUGCGGGACAAGACCACCGAACUGCUGAGACCAAAUCAGGAGGCGCACCCCAUCACGUACGACCAUAGUUUUGCGGAGGCGCUCGAGAACCUGCGCCGCGAGAGGAUGCGGAAAGAAGCCGAGAGACUCCUGGCCAAAUUCUUUGACGUUAGCUCACUGCAGUUUGGCCCGGAAUGGAGGGGCACAUUCAACCUCGAAGCACUUGCCAGAGCCUUGGCUGCCAGCACUGAGCCGGAGGUCAAGCGGUCUGCCGCUAGUGACGCCCUGGAUUGUCUGAACGCCUACUACAAGGUCGCUCUGAAGCGUUUCAUUGACGACGUAGCUGUCGAAGUAAUUGAGGGGAGGCUGGUCUCUGCUUUGGCUGCUAUCCUGUCCCCAGUGUCGGUAUUCGAGAUGCCGGCCGACCAGGUCGCCCGCAUUGCUGGGGAACCUGAAGAGAUCCGUGCCGAACGCGAGCAGCUCACGAAGCAGCUGGAGGUCCUGCGAAGCGGCUUAGAGACCUGUAAGCGCUUUGUUGGCUUGAGGCUCAGCGGAGAUUCAAUCCUGGUUCCCGCCAACCCUCAGCAGGACAUCAGCUCUGACUCUUCCGUCGGCGACUCUGGGUCUACUACCUCUGAUGAUCUCUGAUGACUACUGAGGGUCCGGAACCAGCUCGGCCGACGCUUCAGGCUCGUCGAAAUCUCAGAGGUCACUGGUCAAUCCACGUCGUGUCAAGAAGGCGAUAGUCGCGUAUUAGUGAAGCAAACGAGUACUCCGUUGACAAUGACAGUGUCGUUAGAUGCAAAGCCUCGGGUGAGAAGCCGUUAGAGACCUUUGUUUAACUGCGGGGGUCACACCAAGAUGCAAACUCACCAACACAUGCACGUCAACGAGUUGGGACAAUCCGUUUUACAGCA
Molecule: messenger RNA, 2750 nt
Organism: Thermothielavioides terrestris NRRL 8126
Lineage: Eukaryota; Fungi; Ascomycota; Sordariomycetes; Sordariales; Chaetomiaceae
Exons: 3
Coding region: 280-2481 (733 amino acids)
Cellular component (GO): microtubule; membrane; cytoplasm
Molecular function (GO): GTPase activity; microtubule binding; GTP binding
Source: RefSeq, a predicted model, not a curated record